AUGGAGGUAGUAAAAACUUUUUUGGAGACUUGUAUUCAAGAAGUAUCUUUAAAUGGAAGACUUGGAAGUAGUUUGAAGCCAGAUUCAUGGAACAAAGUUAAACAAGUUUUGGAUACUACUCAUUCUUUUAUUGCAACACAAAAGCAAAUGAAGAAUCAUUUUAAUUAUCUAAAGGAUAAAUAUCAAGCUUGGUUGCCAAUAACUAAGAAAACAGGAAAUGUUUAUGAUCAUACAACUAAUACCAUUCUAAUGUCAAAUUUUGAAUGGGAUGAGUACAUUAAGGCUCAUCCAAAGGCAAAAACAUUGAAAAGUUCUUUGUUACCCUUUCCAGACCUCUGUAAAGCACUCUUUGAUGGUACUACUGCAACUGGAGUUUAUGGUUGGAGUCCUAGUAGUACAACUCCUCGACCUGUUAUCCCAUCUACAUCUCCUUAUAUUGAGACAAAUGUUUCUACAAAAGAAAGUGCACCUAGUAACCAAAAUGAUGAUGCUGCUAACAUUUCUCCAUCUCAAUAUUCAAAUCCUUUAGAAGGACAAAUGAUGAGAAAGAAAAGAAAGCUAUCAUCUCAACAUGAUAUUGAUGAUAGGAUGUCUAUUGCAUUGGAGUUAAAAAGAAUAGUGGUCCUCAUGUUAAGGAAUGCAUGGGAAAAUUAG
This is a messenger RNA of Humulus lupulus (European hop), 654 nucleotides long. RefSeq lists its product as uncharacterized. The record is from RefSeq and is a predicted model, not a curated record. The transcript is spliced from 2 exons. NCBI's taxonomy places the organism in Eukaryota, Viridiplantae, Streptophyta, Magnoliopsida, Rosales, Cannabaceae. Bases 1 to 654 code for a protein of 217 amino acids.